Messenger RNA from Exophiala bonariae, 1749 nucleotides. RefSeq lists its product as uncharacterized. Gene Ontology annotation, biological process: transmembrane transport; nucleobase transport. Gene Ontology annotation, molecular function: nucleobase transmembrane transporter activity. The transcript is spliced from 10 exons. NCBI's taxonomy places the organism in Eukaryota, Fungi, Ascomycota, Eurotiomycetes, Chaetothyriales, Herpotrichiellaceae. Gene Ontology annotation, cellular component: plasma membrane. The record is from RefSeq and is a predicted model, not a curated record. The coding region runs from base 1 to 1749 and encodes 582 amino acids.
AUGGCGUCUGCCGACAACAAGGUCUACUAUGAUGAGAAGACGGGCUCUUCGGGUGUCGAGCCUGUUGGUGUCGGCAAGGUCUCUACCUUCAAGCGACGCUUGCCCCACUUCAGCCUUGAGGUUCGUCAGGAGGAGAGCAGUUUCGCCAAAACAAAGAAUGCCUCCAAUGCCGACUUCGAUCCUAUUCCUCCGUCAAAGCGUACAUGGAACUGGGCCGCUUAUGUCGCAUACUGGAUGGCCGAUGCAUGGGCUGUUUCUAAUUGGGAAGUUGCGUCUUCCAUCAUCGCCGUGGGUCUCAGUUGGAGACUGGCUAUCGGUGCCUGUGUUCUUGGUAAUGCGAUAAUGGGUCUCGUCAUUACCAUCAAUGGUAGAAUGGGUGCCACUCUUCACACUCCAUUCCCAGUUCUCGCACGCAUGCCCUUUGGCUACUACUUCAGUUACUUCGUUGUCCUGUCUCGCUGCGUUCUUGCCAUUGUCUGGCUCGGUGUGCAAACCACGACUGGAGGACAAUGUAUGACGGUCCUACUGACAGCCAUCUGGCCCAGCUUCAAGAACAUCCCCAACCACAUUCCUGAAGACCAAGGCAUCACGACAGCAGGCAUGAUUGGCUUUCUCCUAUACUUCUUGCUUCAACUUCCAUUUCUGUGCAUUCCUUACACAAAGGUUCAAUGGUUCUUCGCCUUCAAAAGUGUUAUUGCACCGAUCAUCUUCUUCGCGAUUUUCGGUGAUACAUUGCACAAGGCCGGCGGCACCAUCAGUAAUAGCACAGUCAUCACUGACGGCACCAAGUUGCAUGGGUCCGCUCUUGCAUGGGCUUUCUUUGCUAAUCUCAACGGAGUUUUGGGCAACUACGCAACCUUAGGCUUGAACAUCGCCGAUUUCUCGCGGUAUUCAAACAAAGUCAGCGCACAAAAUGUCCAAGCAAUCGUCAUUCCCUUCAUCUUCACGAUUGUGGGUCUGCUUGGUAUUUUCACUGCUGCAGCCGCUCAGACAGCAUACGGCGAGAUCAUCUGGAACCCGAUCGAAAUCAUCAACCUCUGGCAAGCAUCCGGGUCGUCUGGCGGUCGUGCCGCUGCUGCUUUCGGCGCCAUUGGCUUGAUCAUUGUCACCAUUGGUAUCAACAUCUCAGCCAACUCUAUCAGUGCAGCCAACGAUCUCAUGGCUUUCUGCCCCAAGUAUAUCAACAUUCGACGUGGUCAACUUCUUGCUGCGUUCAUUGGCAGCUGGGGUUUUGUCCCGUGGAAAAUUCUCGCAUCCGCCGCAAAGUUCCUUGCUUUCCUCGGUGGUUACACCAUUUUCUUGGGCCCCAUGACCGGCAUUCUCAUGUGCGACUACUUUAUUGUCCGACGUGGUAACGUGUCCGUCCCCGAUAUGUACGACUUCCACGGAAUUUAUCGCUAUUCGCCCAAAUUCGGCACCAACUGGCGUGCGGUUGUUGCUUUCUUCAUUGGCUGCGUCCCUCCUCUCCCAGGCUUCGUCAACAAUAUCGUCGUUGCGGGCCAUGGUAAAACCAGUGUCUCCAUUGGUGGUCAACGACUUUUCAACAUCGGAUAUCUCUACUCCUUCGUUGCCGCUGGCCUUUUCUACUGGGGCUUCAACCGCUUCUUCCCGCAUCUCGAGUCAAAGAUGGAUCAUGCCGAGACAGGCGAGGAUAUUAUUGCAGCCAACGACGCGAAGAACCUUGAGGAACGUCGCGCUAGCCGUGUUGAGCGCAGACCAAGUCUCGUUACCAGACUAUUCGAAGUUUAG